AUGGGUAACCAACAACUCAGUGAAAGGGCCAUAGCCUUCCUAAAGUCAAGGCCAAAGACCUUGACACCGCCCACUGAUGACGACAGCGAGGACGGCAAGUCCAUGACUGAAGAGCCCCGUCUGAGUGAUUUGAGAUUGAACGAGAGCAUUCCAGUCCAGCAGGCGGAUACCCCAACUCACAAACCACGAAGAAGAAGAUCAAUGGCAGAAACACAAGGGAGCAAGGAUACAGCAAAGCCAUUCGACCUCACGAACCAUCCUCUCCGGCACCACCAAACCUACGAGCAGUCAUCUUACCAAGCAGUACCUUCUCCACUGCCAAUCGAACGUCCCCAAAAACAACAACGAAGACCAGAACCAUCGCACAAGACCUUCAUCCCCACGAUCCUCCCUUACUUGCCACAAAACCCGUUUGGCUCCGUCUCAGCUCCAUACCCUCCACCCACGAUUCCCCUCCCACCGCUUCCCAUCAGCAGCAACUCCUCUCCCAUCAACCCCCUCCACACCCUCCUCACAAACCUCACAACAACCAAACUCGUCCGCUCAAUCCACGCCCGCCUCCUCCUAAACCCCGACACUUUCGGUGCCCAAAUCCUCACACCCCUCCAAACCCUCUACCACCCCAAUACGCAUCAAGCCCUCCACCUCUUGAACACAUUCCCUCUGCACGAAGGCGAAAAGCUCCGCGCCCUCAGCGAUCGCCAGAAACGUCUCGAAAGCCAAAUCUGUUUAUCCCAAGUUCUAGGAUUCCUCGAGAUUAUGAAGACCCUUCCAGCUGUCAGUCAAGGGACGAGUUUUGUGGUGGCGAAGGUGGAGAGGGAAGUGGGGGAUGUUUUGGUGAGGAUGUGUGAGAAUGAUGCGCAGGAGAGGUCGAAGGAGGAUAUCGUGGCGAUUCAGGAGUAUUUGAAGAGGGAGAUGGAGAUGGAAGGGCGGAAGCAGGAGGGGGCAGAUGGAACGAAGAUGGAUAGAAUGGAGGGCGGUGCUUCAUCGAAGGGUAUCGCGCAUGAGGUGGGAAAGGAACAGAAGGCGGACGCGUCGAAAAGUCUUUCUUGCUAA
Cercospora beticola is the source of this 1056-nucleotide messenger RNA. RefSeq lists its product as uncharacterized. The record is from RefSeq and is a predicted model, not a curated record. NCBI's taxonomy places the organism in Eukaryota, Fungi, Ascomycota, Dothideomycetes, Mycosphaerellales, Mycosphaerellaceae.